CUGCUCCAUGGCUGAGGACUGAGGCGGGCAGCUGGAGCUGGAGCCCCGAGGAGAAGCGCGCGAGCCUCCGCAGCCAGCCCCGCGGGCGCCUCUCCCUCCGCCGCCUCCUCCGGCUCUUCCGCGGGAUUCUCGCCUUGGCGGCCGGGCGGCGCACGAUGCGCCCUGCUGCUCCCGUCUGAUCGCCAGCCGCGCCGCGAUGAUCUCCCCGGAGCAGCCGCCGCAGCAGCAGCAGCCCAACCAUGUCGUGGCCACCAUCGAGAACCUGCCGCCGGAGGGCAGCGGUGCCGCGGGCGGCAGGACCGGCAUCUCCGCCCCCUCUUCUUCCAGCGUGCGCCAGAGGAUCCGAAAAGUGUUUAACAGGGAACUUCUGCUGUCUAUAGCUCUUGGACAGGUUCUAUCCCUGCUUAUUUGUGGUAUUGGCUUGACCAGCAAGUAUUUGUCAGAGGAUUUUCAUGCCAACACGCCAGUCUUUCAGAGCUUCCUCAACUACAUUCUCCUAUUUUUGGUUUAUACCACAACAUUAGCUGUUAGACAAGGAGAAGAAAACCUACUGGCAAUCUUGAAACGAAGAUGGUGGAAGUACAUGAUCCUUGGAAUAAUAGAUAUAGAAGCAAAUUACCUGGUAGUUAAAGCUUAUCAAUAUACAACUCUUACUAGUGUACAGCUUCUGGAUUGUUUUGUCAUACCAGUUGUGAUAUUACUUUCUUGGUUCUUCCUACUGGUGCGGUACAAGGCAGUGCAUUUCAUCGGCAUUGUGGUCUGCAUUUUGGGAAUGGGCUGUAUGGCAGGAGCAGAUGUCCUUGUUGGAAGACAGCUAGGAGCAGGAGAAAAUAAGCUUAUAGGGGACCUUCUCGUGCUAGGUGGAGCCACUCUCUAUGGCAUCUCCAACGUUUGUGAAGAGUACAUCGUACGGAAUCUGAGUCGAGUGGAGUUUCUAGGCAUGAUUGGACUCUUUGGUUCCUUCUUCAGUGGAAUUCAGCUUGCCAUAAUGGAACACAAGGAGUUGUUAAAAGUUCCCUGGGAUUGGCAAAUUGGGUUGCUGUAUGUUGGCUUUAGUGCCUGUAUGUUUGGCCUCUACAGCUUUAUGCCUGUGGUCAUCAAGAAAACCAGUGCUACAGCAGUCAACCUCUCCCUACUUACAGCCGACCUAUAUAGCCUUUUCUGUGGACUGUUCCUCUUCCACUACAAGUUUUCAGGACUUUAUCUUCUGUCAUUCUUUACCAUCCUUGUUGGGCUGGUGCUGUACCUCUCCACAUCCACAUAUGUUGCCCAAGAUCCAAGAGUGUACAAGCAGUUCCGAAAUCCAUCAGGACCUGUUGUAGACUUGCCAGUCACUGGGCAGCUGGAACCUUCAGUAACAUACACCAGCCUCGGCCAGGAAAUGGAAGAAGAACCUCAUGCCUGAGUUGCCUAAGCUCAGGCCCUUUCUAUCACUGGUGGAGUUUUUAUUGCCAUUAUCUCUGUUGUUCAUAGAGAAAGGUAUUUACCAGAUGCAGUUACUCAGGUGGGCUGCAAGGUAGCAAAUAGGGAGGGUUUGUCAAAAUAUGACCUAAUUUGUUUCUAAGUGUGCACAGCAAAGAGCAGUGACACUCAGGCCUUUGCUUAGGGCAGUGGUUUUCAAACUCUUCUGGGGGAGCACUGGGAUUCCUCAGAAAUUUAUCAGGGUGUCCUCAUUGAAGAAGUUCAAAAACGGUAGGCAAGUU
Heteronotia binoei (common prickly gecko) is the source of this 1703-nucleotide messenger RNA. It is a transcript of the gene SLC35F1, whose product is annotated as solute carrier family 35 member F1. Gene Ontology annotation, molecular function: transmembrane transporter activity. The coding region runs from base 197 to 1405 and encodes 402 amino acids. The record is from RefSeq and is a predicted model, not a curated record. Gene Ontology annotation, cellular component: membrane. Gene Ontology annotation, biological process: transmembrane transport. The transcript is spliced from 8 exons. NCBI's taxonomy places the organism in Eukaryota, Metazoa, Chordata, Lepidosauria, Squamata, Gekkonidae.